AUGGAACAUGUAAAUGAAGAGCUUAUCCACACAGACGCCAUCAGGGAUAUUGAGACGACUCAGAACCUCACCAGGACAAUCUUUGAACGCUUGGAGGAAUUGAGCAACAGGUCCAGAUAUGUUGCAAGGAGCUGUAAAGAGAUCAAGGACAGAUAUAAUGAGCAAGAAGAUGGGUUGUACUACCUGACCACUGCUAAUGGCAUGGUCUAUCAGACCUUCUGUGAUAUGACCACUGCGGGAGGCGGCUGGACGCUGGUGGCGAGCGUCCAUGAGAACAGUGUUUACGGAAGGUGCACAGUGGGCGAUCGCUGGUCCAGCCAGCAGGGCAACAAUGCUGAACUUCCAGAUGGAGACGGUAACUGGUCCAACAGAAACACCUUUGGAGCAGCAGAGGGCGCCACCUCGGAUGAUUUUAAGAAUCCAGGUUACUAUGAUAUAGUAGCAGCAGACAUGUCUGUGUGGCACGUUCCCAACAACUUCCCACUGGAGCACUGGAAGCUGGCAGCCAUCCUCCGCUACCACACUGAAAACCGCUUCCUCCGCCUGUAUGGAGGGAACCUCUUUCAGCUCUUUAUGCAAUAUCCAGUGAGAUACAACAUUGGAUCGUGCAGCAACAGAGGGCCAGCUGCUCCCAUUGUGUACGACCACGGAGACAGACAGUCAACCAGAAUGUUAUAUGGACCCAGGUCAAGAGGGGAGUUUGAAGCAGGUUUCAUCACAUUCAGAGCAAUAAAUCAUGAACGUGCAGCCAUGGCUAUCUGCUCCGGGGUCAAGCCGAUCACUGGAUGCAACACUGAACACUACUGUAUAGGAGGAGGUGGAUAUUUCCCCCCUGACCAGUGUGGGGACUUCCCAUCAUUUGACUGGGACAGACUGGGAAGGGAGCAAGGCUGGAGUGCUUCCAAAGAGAUGACUGAGUCUGCUGUUUUACUGUUCUACCGUUAA
This is a messenger RNA of Perca flavescens (yellow perch), 945 nucleotides long. Its product is annotated as intelectin. Lineage: Eukaryota; Metazoa; Chordata; Actinopteri; Perciformes; Percidae. The record is from RefSeq and is a predicted model, not a curated record. The coding region runs from base 1 to 945 and encodes 314 amino acids. Gene Ontology annotation, molecular function: oligosaccharide binding. The transcript has 7 exons.